UAAAUUUAUUAAUUUUUAAAAUUAAUCAAAUUUAUGCCUUAGGGCAGUUUUAUAAAUCGGAGACAAAUAAAACCUAUUACAUUGAUUUUGAUCAAAAGUUUACCUGGUUUGAUGGACAAAUUUCUUGCACCAAAUUAAAUAUGACUUUAUUGGAAGUGAAUACGGAAAGUAAAUCUCUGGAAAUCACUAAGCUAAUCAAAAAUAUACCGAAUAAAAGUAAUGGUGGCUAUCUUUGGCUUGGUGGCAUACGAACUCAGAUUGAAAAUGAUGACUUUGUUUGGCUUUCAACGGGUGAAAGAUUUAAUUACACAAAUUGGUAUCCAAAUAAUCCAGAUUUUACGGGUGAUGAUGAGUAUUGUGUUGAAUUGGUCGAGAUUAGAAAUUGGCAAUGGAAUGAUUUAUACUGUAAACGAAAACGGGGUUUUGCAUGUGAAUAUAAACCAGCCACGGGUGAUAUUCAGCAAGAAUUACAAAAUUUAAAGGAAACACUUAAACAACAGGACUCUAAACGGGAAAAGCAACUAAAAUUGAUGGAUCUAUUAAAUCAAAUCAAAGAUAACGAACCGCAAAAACUUUUAAAGAUUUCACAAUUACAGAAUAACAUUAAAGAAAUAUUGCAAAAAGAUGAUGAAAAUAAUAAUUUGAAAAUGUAUAAGGAUAAUGAAAAUUUUGAAAAAUCUGGUUUACAAAAUAAUGGUAAAAAUAACAUUCAUGUUUAUUCGCCAUACUCUAUGUUUUUUAAUAAUUUUUAAUGAAAUAAUUUGUUUUUGUGUAUUAUAUUUAUAUUUGAA
Messenger RNA from Lucilia cuprina (Australian sheep blowfly), 791 nucleotides. Its product is annotated as lectin subunit alpha-like. Lineage: Eukaryota; Metazoa; Arthropoda; Insecta; Diptera; Calliphoridae. The transcript is spliced from 2 exons. The record is from RefSeq and is a predicted model, not a curated record. The coding region runs from base 141 to 752 and encodes 203 amino acids. Gene Ontology annotation, molecular function: signaling receptor activity.